This is a messenger RNA of Sphaeroforma arctica JP610, 360 nucleotides long. RefSeq lists its product as hypothetical. The transcript has 2 exons. The annotation marks the transcript as partial. The record is from RefSeq and is a predicted model, not a curated record. NCBI's taxonomy places the organism in Eukaryota, Ichthyosporea, Ichthyophonida.
GAGCGCUGGAAAGUGAAGUUUGACGAACAGGACGAGGAAAUGCAUGUGCAGGUGGCAGCACGUAAGACGAUGACCAUGCAGAUGAGUGAGCUGCUCAAUGAGAAGGAGGACGAGAUCGAUAUCCUCAAGCGCAAGAUGAUGCGGCAGGCAUCCAUGCUGUCACAGGCGUCGCUGCAAUUGCAGAACACCGACCAUUCCCCAGUGAUACAGAGGAAGAACUCGUCACUAUCACAACAAGAAUCAGGGCUGUCUGUAUAUGAGGACGAUGGCCAUGAGACUCAGUCGGGUGUCAGGAAUAGCGUCCACAAUGAUGAACCAUCAAGGCAAUCGGACAGCAAAGAGAUUAGCGAGAAUACGUAA